Molecule: messenger RNA, 507 nt
Organism: Dibothriocephalus latus
Lineage: Eukaryota; Metazoa; Platyhelminthes; Cestoda; Diphyllobothriidea; Diphyllobothriidae
Source: the annotation of a GenBank genome assembly
AUGAUGGUUUCAGCCGCAUCAGCAGUUGCAAUGGCAAUCCGGCUUACCUACCUGAACUUAAAGGCAAACGAGGGAGUUUUGCCGUCCGACGCGGACUUAUUUCAACCCCUAGUGGACGAACCGGUGGAUGUCCCUGUGCUGCCUAACGUAACCUUCAAAUUCUCGCGGGACGGAGACACCUAUUUUGACUACUACGACUUCUACUUCUUCAGUCUGAAUCCGCGUGUUACUAUUGGGCCAUUCGAUCACGUUCAGGCGCCUUACGAUGAGAUUUUCCGACUCUCCUCCGUCGUGGUGUGGCCUUUGACACACCUCGUCGACGUGAUACCAAAGGUCUGGCCAAAUGGAAGCAACGGACCGAAAAGGAAUUACUGCCUACAGACAGGGUGUGAUGAAUAUAAUUAUGACGCCUUCGGUGCUGAGGAUUUGAUUGCCAUCAAUCUGACCCAUUGUGAAAAAAUAUCUCAGCACUUUAAUUAUCCGCGCAAACUUCAGGAUCGGCGCUAA